AGAAAAUAGUAUAAUUGUCCCCUAUCGAGAGAGAGAAAGAAGAAGAAAGAUCCUUUGUCUGGGACAAACAAAAGAAACGAAAUAAAAUCGAAGCUUUCACAAAGAAGGAAGUCUCACAAGCCAAGCCGCGGGCUAUAGGGAAAGAAAGGAUCAAACACCGGUGGAAUCUCAGCCGUUGAAACAGAUCGGUGGAUGGAGGAAGCGUGUUGAGGGUUAAAUAAUACUAAUAUUUCUCGGGUAAUGAAGUUUUGAUCUUCCUUUCUGGGGAAGAGAGGUCAGAAAGAAAGAAAAGUUUGGUGGAAAAAAAGGUUUUGUUUUUUACGAAAAGCUGAUUGACUUGUAGCUGAAAAAUAAAGACGAUAGUAAUAAACAGAGUAAGAAGAAGCUGAGAUUUAGCAGAUGCCGGUAGAUUUAGAUAAUUCAUCAACGGUUUCCGGGGAUGCAAGAAGCGUCUCGUCCACCGGAAACCAAAACCAUAAACCUCCUAAGAAGAAACGGAACCUCCCCGGAAUGCCUGAUCCAGGAGCGGAGGUGAUAGCUUUGUCACCCAAAACUCUGAUGGCGACGAACCGAUUCGUCUGCGAAAUCUGCAAGAAAGGCUUUCAACGAGACCAGAACCUCCAGCUCCACCGUCGUGGUCACAACCUACCCUGGAAGCUUCGGCAGAGAUCGAGCAAGGAAGUGAGGAAGAAAGUCUAUGUCUGUCCUGUGUCCGGCUGUGUUCACCACGACCCUUCGCGUGCUCUCGGAGAUCUCACUGGGAUCAAGAAACACUUUUGUCGGAAACACGGCGAGAAGAAAUACAAGUGCGAUAAAUGCUCCAAGAAGUACGCUGUUCAGUCUGAUUGGAAGGCUCACUCCAAGAUUUGCGGCACCAAGGAGUAUCGAUGCGACUGUGGAACUCUCUUUUCCAGGAAAGAUAGCUUCAUAACGCACAGAGCUUUCUGUGAUGUGUUGGCUGAAGAGACUGCCAAUAAUCAUACUCAUACCAAUCAACUUUGUCCUCAAACAUCCGUCGUCCUCGAACCUGACCUGAAAUCUCCAGCAUCCGCCGCUCCUCUUACUCCGCCUCCCACUUCGAAUGAGCCUGCCAAAAUCUCAUCUCCCUCGGUUUUGCCGGUUGAGAGUUCUUCAGAAUCUCCUGAAAACAACCCUCUUGAAGUCAUCAUGGACGAAGAACCUCCAAGAACCAUCGGUUUCAACGUGAGCGAUGACCAUAGCCGCACUCCAAGAACGACAGCUUCGCCUAGUUUAUAUGCAUCCUCAACUCCUCCUUCCACAAGUCUGUUCGCACCAUCUUCAUCCAUGGAACCCAUCUCUCUCUGUCUCUCCACCAAUCCCUCUUUGUUCGGACGACCCACGAUGGCACAAGAUCCACCACCUCACUUCCUAACCCCUCUGAGUCUUCCUCCGCCCCAGCCAGCGAUGUCAGCAACCGCAUUGCUCCAGAAAGCUGCCCAAAUGGGUUCCACGGGCUCGGGUGGCUCGUUACUUCGCGGGUUAGGCCUAGUGUCGAGUGCUUCGUCGUCAUCCAUGGAACUCAGCAGUCACGAUCUUGGGCUGGGACUACUACCUUGUAGCAGCAGCGGUGGUAGCGGAGGAGGAUCGGGGGGUCUGAAAGAGCUAAUGUUGGGGAACUCUUGCGUGUUUGGUCCGAAACAGACGACGCUUGACUUUCUUGGAUUGGGGAGAGCUGUUGGUAAUGGAAGUAGUAAUCCCGUUGGAGGGUUGUCGGCUCUGUUAACGUCGAUCGGAGGCGGGGGUGGAAUGAAUGUGUUUGGGACGGCGGGGGAGUUUUCAGGCAAAGACAUUGGUAGAAGAAGUUCCUAAGAGAGAGAGAGAGAGACAUGAAAGUAGAAGAAGAGUGUAGUUUAUAAGUAUGUUUUUGGUAUUUUUGUUUAAUAGUGAAAGCAGCAGGCAGCUCUAGUGCUGUUGUUCCCCCAGUGUGAAUUUUAAUCAUAUAAGUACACAUAAAGCUUAUAGCUUAGCAGAAACAACAACAAAGUUGAUUUUCGAUUUUUUCGGGGGUCAUCUCAUGAUACGAUGGUGAGUGACAAACAUUAGGUGAGGAUUGAAGUUUGUGUUAUUAAAUGUAUGAUGUUUGCUUGCUGGUCCUAAAACGACGGUGGGAUCGAAUUUUUGCACUGAUGAGGGAAAAAUAAGGAGAUGAGAUAUGACUUUUACUUU
This is a messenger RNA of Brassica oleracea var. oleracea, 2187 nucleotides long. Its product is annotated as protein indeterminate-domain 1-like. Gene Ontology annotation, cellular component: nucleus. Lineage: Eukaryota; Viridiplantae; Streptophyta; Magnoliopsida; Brassicales; Brassicaceae. Gene Ontology annotation, molecular function: DNA-binding transcription factor activity. The coding region runs from base 400 to 1830 and encodes 476 amino acids. The transcript has 4 exons. The record is from RefSeq and is a predicted model, not a curated record.